AUCUGGCGGCGAGACUUUUUUACUUUUCAGCAGUUAGACUGCAUCUUGUUGUGCCAUCGUUCUGCCUACAAUGACUUUGGGCGUCUAAAUUUGGGGUGCAAGUGUUGAGUUCACUGACGUGUUCAGAUGGUGGCCAACAUGAGUUCCUCGUGUGCAGCUUUUACAUGGUGUGCAAUCAGGUGGAUCCUCGUCCUGCUCGUCGCUGCGCAGCAGCUUGAUGCAGGGAAUUUUGAGGGUCCAUGUGAAGGGAGAAACUGCUCCGUAUGUCAAUGCCUACCUGCCAAAGGUGCACGGGGACUGCCGGGUAAAACAGGCAAGCAAGGACCUCGCGGGCCAAUGGGACAAUUAGGCAGAGAUGGGCCGCCUGGAGAGAAAGGCAGGCUGGGCUCACAGGGAGCGCCAGGCCCAGAAGGCCCUAAAGGAGCUCGGGGCAACACUGGGAGUCCAGGUUUUUCUGGUCAUGACGGUUUAUUGGGUCAUCCUGGAGCAAGUGGUGAGCCUGGUUUGCCUGGGGUAGACGGUUGUGCGGGGGCUGCGGGUCAACCUGGCGUCCCUGGUAUUCCUGGCCUGGAUGGUCUGCAUGGGCCACCUGGGUUUCCUGGACCAAAAGGACUUAAGGGAGAACCCUCAUACACCGAUUCCCUUCCUGGACUUCCUGGAGAUCCCGGUCGACCAGGGGAUCCGGGUCAACCUGGCCCAAUAGGAGUCAACGGACCGAAAGGCCAUAAUGGGGCUCCAGGCUCACCUGGAAAUCCGGGCUCGAGAGGCGAUAAAGGUGUCCGAGGACCACCAGGUGACCCUGGAAGACCAGAGCCAGGCACAAAAGGAGACGAUGGUGAACAAGGCCCACCCGGUCCACAAGGACCAGAAGAAGUCAUUGAGUUUCCCCCAGAUUUCCUCCCACCCAAAGGUUACAAGGGAGACAGAGGACAUCCUGGACUAUGUGGACCAAAGGGCCAGCCAGGUGGUCGAGGAGACACCUUCGGUCAAGGAAUGAAAGGAGAGGAAGGAAUUCCUGGGUUUCCUGGAUUGCGGGGUUUUCCGGGGUCACCUGGUACUUCAGGACCAGUGGGACCUGAGGGUUUACCAGGCGAGAGGGGGCUUCCAGGUCUCAUUGGAACACUUGGACCAAAGGGCUACCUUGGCGAUCCAGGUCUCCCUGGUCCCUCACAGUAUUUGAAAGGGUCUGCUCUCAGAGGAGCAAAAGGUGAAAAAGGCUAUCCGGGAAAUCCCGGACUACCGGGUGACCCAGGAUUAAUGGGCAUGCGGGGACCUCCUGGCCCAAAAGGACUGACAUAUACAGAUGGACAGAGUGUGCCUGGUCCAAGGGGACCCCCAGGUCCCAAGGGCUUUAAGGGAGAGCCAGGGAGAUUCAACGAUUUAAUCAAUCCUCUCCCGGGACCAAAGGGAAGAAAAGGAAUCCACGGGAUUAAAGGUGUCAUCGGACUUCCUGGUCCUCCAGGAUGCGGUGAUUAUAUUUGUGAGCCUGGUCAACCAGGAGACCCAGGUGAUAGAGGACCUCUAGGACAUCCUGGAAACAAAGGCGUCAAAGGAUACAAAGGCUGCGAAGGCGGAUGUAAAUGUCAGUUGGUUCCAGGAGCGCCUGGUCCCCCUGGUCAGCCUGGUUUUCCAGGACCUCCAGGAUUCCCGGGAACUCCAGGGAUGAAAGGGGACGCAGGACUAAAAGGAGAAGAGGGUCCCACAGGGCCACAUGGGUUUCAAGGAAAUGUGGGUUCAAAAGGAGUAAAAGGACAAAAGGGGGAUGGUUUUGUGGCAACAGUUAAAGGUGAAAAGGGAAACCAAGGAGAACCUGGACAUCCUGGUUCUCCUGGACAAGUGGGUAAACCAGGACUUGAUGGUCCUCCUGGGCUGACAGGAGACCCUGGACCAGCAGGUGCCAGUUAUGGAGGUAGACCAGGUCCCAAAGGAGACCCGGGUAUGGUUGGUCCUAAAGGUUUUCCGGGCAUUCUGGGGCUCCCAGGUCCUGGUUUCCCUGGCAGCCAUGGUCCAACAGGACCAAAAGGAGACCAGGGGUAUCCGGGCCCUCCAGGAAUUCCCGGGCGAAAAGGCCCACCAGGUGACACGGAACUAUGUUGUCAUGACAAUGUGACGGGAUCACCUGGUGUCAAGGGAGAACCUGGGUCACCCGGGAUUCCAGGUGAGCCAGGUAGGGAUGGAAUCCCGGGAGCUUCAGGACUACCAGGACCGAAAGGCAUUACGGGAGAUGAUGGUGGAAUCGGAGCGAUUGGACCUGCAGGGCCACGCGGUAUAAAUGGAGAUCAAGGUGACCAUGGUUUUAGUGGAAAAAGCAUCGAUGGUCCUCCUGGCAUUCCCGGACUACCGGGACCACCAGGAAGGAAAGGUUCCACUGGAGAUGUGCUUCAUGCUUUGCCUGGUCCUCCCGGCCAGCCUGGCCAACCUGGACUUAGAGGCAGAAAAGGAAUUCCUGGCCAUCCAGGAAGCCCAGGGCUUCCAGGUGAACAAGGACCACCUGGAUGGCCAGGUCGAAAAGGAGAACAAGGGUUUGAUGGUGACCGUGGAGCUACUGGACCUCAAGGCCCGCCAUGUACAAUAUGUGAGUCAACAGGACCUCCUGGACCCCCCGGUCCUCCAGGAAAACCUGGACCAAGUGUGCCAGGCAUUCCUGGUCCAAGGGGCUCAAGGGGAGAUACAGGCCUACCCGGUUUUGGCCCUGUGGGAGCACCGGGUCUCCCUGGUCUUCCUGGUACACCAGGCCCAGCAGGGCCAAGAGGCUCUGCUGGUCCUCCGGGAGAUUUGGGGAAUGACGGUUGGCCGGGACAGAAAGGUGAGUUGGGAUUCCCUGGCAGGGAUGGGGCCACAGGCUUGCCAGGCCCUCCAGGGCCUCCAGGUCCAAGAGGCAUACAGGGGGAAAGAGGCUUUAAUGGUCCACCAGGUGUCAUGGGAGAACCAGGAUAUCCUGGUAUUAAAGGAAUACCUGGUCCCAGAGGAUUACCUGGAGAAUCAAAACUUGUGUCUUUAAAAAAGGGAGAACCAGGACAACCAGGCAGAAGAGGACAGCCUGGUCUACCUGGACCAAUAGGUUUAAAGGGUCAAAGAGGAGGGCAAGGUGAUCCGGGACCAGAUAGUUUCCCUGGUUCACCUGGAUUUAAAGGUGAUGCUGGUGUACCAGGCAGACAUGGGAUACCUGGAGAUUCCGGGCACCCUGGGUUGAAAGGUUUUCCUGGACCCCGGGGAUACCGUGGAAAUGAUGGAGAUCCGGGAGAACCAGGACCCAGGGGACAGCCGGGAAUACCGGGGAAUCCAGGAUUUCCAGGUGCCAAAGGUGAACCGGGAGACUCUGUUGGACAAACUGGAAGCCCAGGACCAAAAGGAGUUAAAGGAGAGGAAGGAUUCAGUGCACUGAUUGGGGAUCCAGGGGAUCCAGGUGAUCCAGGUCCAAGGGGAUACUCAGGAGUGCCUGGACUGCCGGGUGUUCCUGGUGAACCAGGAAGACAUGGUGGACCGGGUUUUCCUGGGCUUAUUGGCCCACCGGGUCAUCCAGGGGUUCCAGGUGUUCAAGGUGAUUGUGGGUAUGCAGGCCCCCUGGGUCCACCGGGCCCAUUUGGACCUCCAGGACUGCCGGGGCCACCCGGUCUUUCUGGACUGCAUGGUCUCAGGGGACCAAAAGGGAUGAAAGGAGCAAGUGGAGUCACUGUCCUAGGCCGUCCAGGACCAGAUGGCUUUCCGGGAGCCAAAGGUUCCAGGGGACUUCCGGGGCCUCCUGGACUAUCAUAUCCUGGGCUAAAAGGCAUAAUGGGUCCACCAGGUGACUCAGGUCCACCCGGUUCUCCAGGUGAACCAGGUUUUCCUGGGUGGAGAGAAUGUGACAAACCUUUGCCGGGACCUGUUGGAGAUCAAGGAUCUGAAGGGGCUCCUGGGCCACAAGGGCCCCCUGGGCCGAAAGGGGAACCGGGCAGCCUCUUUUUCCACAAAGGAGAUCAGGGGCCAACCGGCCUACCUGGGCCUCCAGGCCCGAAGGGAAACAAGGGCUAUCCAGGAAAUGCAGGGCCUUCAUCAUAUUCAGGGAUUCCAGGACCAAAAGGUGAGCGAGGCCUUCCUGGUUCCAGGGGUUUACAGGGAGUUCAAGGACAGAGAGGUGAUCCUGGGCCUUGUGGGAGCAAAGGAAUAUACGGCCCACCUGGAGACAUUGGUGCAAAGGGCGAUCGUGGUGAUUCUAUUUCUGAACCCGUACGGAGGGCUCCAGAUGGGCCCCCAGGACCACCUGGUUACCCGGGACCCAUUGGGUUGCCAGGUGCUGUGGGUUCACCUGGGCGUUACGGACCAAAAGGAUCAAAGGGUCCAACAGGUUCUCGGGGCAACGCCGGACCUCCAGGUCCUCCUGGUAUUGAUGGUCCUAUUGGUGAAAAAGGAGAUUUGGGUGAGCCAGGAUUUGUUGGGCCACAAGGCAGCCCAGGUGCACGUGGUGACCCAGGCGAGCCAGGUUAUACGAGGACAUCAAGCUCAGGGUUCCUGUUGGUUCUUCACAGCCAGUCAGUUCAAGUGCCUCAUUGCCCCGACGGCACCAGCCAGCUUUGGGUGGGCUACAGUCUGGCCUACUUGGAGGGACAGGAGAAGGCUCACACACAAGACCUUGGUCAAGCUGGCUCUUGCUUGCCCGUGUUUUCCACCAUGCCGUUCUCAUACUGCAACAAAGCUGCCUGUCACUACUCCGCGCGGAACGACAAGUCCUACUGGCUCUCCACCACUGCGGCCAUACCCAUGAUGCCGCUCUUUGGCCAUGAGAUCAGAUCCCACAUCAGCCGCUGUGUGGUGUGCGAGACACUUAUGCCCGCUGUGGCUUUUCACAGUCAGGAUUCAUCAAUUCCUCAAUGCCCAUCUGGCUGGAGGAGCCUGUGGACGGGCUUCUCCUUCCUCCUUCAAACAGGAGCAGGUGAUGAGGGUGGCGGUCAAUCUCUGACAUCACCCGGCAGCUGCCUCAAGGACUUCCGAACCCAUCCGAUCAUCGAGUGCCAGGGAGCGCGAGGUUCUUGUCACUACUUCGCCAACCUCUACAGCUUCUGGCUGACGGCCGUACGUCACGUAGAUCAGUUUGUUCAAACGAAGCCCGGAACCAUCAAAGCUGGCGAGGAGCAGCGACGGAAGGCCAGUCAGUGUCACGUCUGUUUCCGACAGUAGAGGAACUCUGGGAGAUUUGGCCCAAUGGUGGAAGAAGACAUCUUUGGAUUACCUGGUGCUCAAGUUAUUUUUGUUUAAAAAAAUGUAACUAAAAAUAAAAUGGUUCCAUUGAUUCCUUCAUGUGGCACAAACUGAUCAAUUUCAAAAGCAGUCUUUUUUUUUUUCCAUGGCAGGUUUCAAGUUAAUAUUUAUUUCUUUCUCUUACCAAACCCAAGUGACAAUCAUAAUACAGUCCUUUUUUUUCCUUCCCCAAACAUGUAUUUUUUUCUCCCCUUUUUACAUUUUUCGAAAUACGCAAAACAAGAGAACACUCAGUGCAAUAAGACAGAG
Messenger RNA from Hippocampus zosterae (dwarf seahorse), 5487 nucleotides. RefSeq names its product collagen alpha-4(IV) chain-like. Gene Ontology annotation, molecular function: extracellular matrix structural constituent. NCBI's taxonomy places the organism in Eukaryota, Metazoa, Chordata, Actinopteri, Syngnathiformes, Syngnathidae. The transcript has 48 exons. Gene Ontology annotation, cellular component: collagen trimer. The coding region runs from base 127 to 5157 and encodes 1676 amino acids. The record is from RefSeq and is a predicted model, not a curated record.